AUGAUCAGAAGUUGUACAGUGAAGCAAUUCAACUUUAACAUCAUCGUGGUUGGUGCUGGCAUCAGUGGGCUGGCCACCGCAAUCUCGUGCUCAUUGUCAGGCCAUCGCGUCACAGUAUUCGAGGCUGCAAAAGAGCUUGGCGAGGUCGGUGCAGGCCUGCAGAUCACACCGAAUGCCUCCUGGAUACUCAAAGAAUGGGGCGUCCCAGACAGUCUUUGGAAGCUGGCUGCAGAGCCUACGUGUCUUGCCGUACACCGUUACUCUGAUGGCAAAAUCCUUGCGAUGGAGAAAGACUUUGGUAAAAAGAUAAGAUCUAAAUACCGAGCUCCCUUCGUCGCCUUACACCGGGCCGAUCUCCACAAGGCCUUGUACGAGCGGUCACACCAGCUGGGGGUAGAAGUCCAGCUCGGGCAAAAGGUCGUGCAGAUCGAUUUUGACCAAACCAUGAUUGUUACAGAGUCUGGUUUGACAGCUAAAGCCGACCUCGUAGUGGCUGCCGACGGUCUCUGGUCGCAGUGUCGACAGUGCUUCCUGGGUGUUGAAGAACCACCCCUGCCAACCGGCGAUCUGGCGUACAGAAUACUCUUGCACCUGGAUGAUAUCGAUGAUACCCAACUAAGAGAAUGGGUUAGUAAGCCUGCGGUUCAUUUCUGGAUCGGACCAGAAGCGCACGCUGUGGGCUAUUCUCUUCGGGCAGGUAACAUGUAUAAUAUUGUCCUCUUGGUUCCUGAUGACCUGCCUGAGGGAGUCAAACGGCAAACUGCCUCCGUGGACGAAAUGAGAGCCUUGUUUAAAGGGUGGGACCCUAUUCUUGGAAGGUUCCUGGACAUGGUAAAGAAGGUAGACAAGUGGAAGCUAAUGCACCGAACCGAGCUCCAAAACUGGGUCAACUAUGAGGGGGAUUCGUGCCACCCAAUGCUGCCCUAUCUUGCACAAGGGGCCAAUUCCGCUAUUGAAGAUGGCGCAGUUCUUGGGCGCCUCCUCGGCAAGAUCAAAAGCAAAGACCAACUUCCGAGCGCUCUGAAGAUGUACGAAAGACUUCGGAAAAGCCGAGGGGAGGCCAUCGUGAAGGAAGCUUUCAAACAGCGCGACGCAUUCCACAUGAAAGAUGGCCCUGGACAGCAAGCUCGCGAUGAACUGUUUCUUUCACAGCUGGGGAAAGAGAUCCAGGCACCAUUUCCGAGCCGCUGGACUUGUCCCAACGUCCAACGUUGGUUGUAUGGAUACAACAUCAACAAGGAGCUGCAAGAAGCAACAAGGAGGGGGUUUUCUAAGCUUUAG
This is a messenger RNA of Fusarium vanettenii 77-13-4, 1281 nucleotides long. RefSeq lists its product as uncharacterized. Gene Ontology annotation, biological process: secondary metabolite biosynthetic process. The coding region runs from base 1 to 1281 and encodes 426 amino acids. The record is from RefSeq and is a predicted model, not a curated record. Gene Ontology annotation, molecular function: monooxygenase activity; FAD binding. Lineage: Eukaryota; Fungi; Ascomycota; Sordariomycetes; Hypocreales; Nectriaceae. The transcript has 6 exons.